AUGAGAUCUAGCAACAUUAACCUCACCAGAUCUACAACAGUUGUUAGCAAUGCUAAACAACCAAAUACCCUUAGAACUAAUGUCACUGCCAUUACUAAUGCUAUUAAACCUAAGACUACCACUACCACCAAGCCGAUCAACAUCGCUAUUGCUACUGCUAGAAACAAUACAAAGUCCCAAAAUAAGAUCACUGUCAACACCACAGCCAAUAAUACUAAGAAAUCUAAAGCAGCCAUCAACACCAACAAACUUACAAUUGGUUCUCAGUUAAUCAAAGUUAAUCCUUCCGUUGUUACUAAUGUGGCUAGUGUUAGUAGACCUGCUGCUGCUACCAGACCUACUGUCACCACUAAGGCAUCUGAUUCAAAAGUUAAUGAAAAGAGAUCUACCACAACUUCUAAUAUUAAGCGCAAAGGAUCAGAAGAAAAGCUAGAAUCAUCUGUUGAUAAUAAACAUAAAAGAAUUGCAUUGACACAACCACCGCCAACUAUAGAAUCUCUUAAUGAAUUACGUCAGUUGGAAAUGACAAUUAGGAUAGAGCAAGAAGAAUUAAUAAAAUUAAAACAAGAAUAUCAAGUGUUAGAAAUUAAGUUGAACGACUCUAAAUGUGUCUAUGAAGAAAUUAGCAAUGAAAGAAAAGAAACAGAAGUCAACUUGUCUGAAUUAAGAUAUGAGUUAUUGGUAUCAAAUCUAGAAAUUAAAGACUGUGAAGAAUUUGUCAAGGAUAUGCAAGAAAAAUUAAAAAAAACCAAAAAUGAACGAAUGAAUGAAUAA
This is a messenger RNA of Entrophospora candida, 774 nucleotides long. The record is from the annotation of a GenBank genome assembly. NCBI's taxonomy places the organism in Eukaryota, Fungi, Glomeromycota, Glomeromycetes, Entrophosporales, Entrophosporaceae.